Messenger RNA from Momordica charantia (bitter melon), 2430 nucleotides. NCBI's taxonomy places the organism in Eukaryota, Viridiplantae, Streptophyta, Magnoliopsida, Cucurbitales, Cucurbitaceae. The record is from RefSeq and is a predicted model, not a curated record.
UUUUUAUUCCCUGAGCGAAACGAGUAGUCUUUUUUUGAUUUUUUUCUCUUAGUGGGUUCUCUUGAAGGCCCGAAUGCAGCUAGGUAUUUCUACAAAAUUCGGAACAAAUUAAAAUUACGCAAAGCAAUCGUUUCGCUGAUCUGAACUGAAGUAGAACUCCACAGGGUUCGUCGUUCUUUCUCUCUAAUUUCCGCCCAGCUCAAUCUCAACCGCUUGAUGGCUGACUCCAUCAAACACCAUCGUGAUCAAUAAAUCUGCGUAGUCUUCAUCCUCCKUGCCUUCUCACUCCCUUCUUCAUCUAAAUUCGAUUCUGCAAAUCACCUUUAAUCGCAGGCGUGUCACUGGGUUCAGCUCAUCGGAAGCAUUUCAUACGAUGGCACCAGCGAGGGGCAUCCUCCGUCUUCAACGAACAGCAUUGGCAAGGAGUUAUACUGAUAGGUGGGGGAUAGGGUUGAGAGCAUUUAGCAAUCAGGGUGCUGCAGCUACCAGCAGUCCUCAGCCUCCCYCACCUCCUCCACCUCCAGAGAGAACUCAUUUUGGCGGCCUGAAGGAUGAGGACCGAAUCUUUACCAACUUGUACGGUUUAAAUGAUCCCUUUCUCAAAGGUGCCAUGAAACGUGGAGAUUGGUACAGAACGAAAGAUUUAGUACUCAAGGGUGCUGAUUGGAUUGUCAAUGAAGUCAAGAAGUCUGGUCUCCGAGGUCGUGGAGGUGCUGGAUUUCCAUCUGGACUCAAAUGGUCAUUCAUGCCCAAGCUAUCUGAUGGUCGCCCUUCCUAUCUUGUUGUCAAUGCUGAUGAAAGUGAACCGGGAACCUGUAAGGACAGGGAAAUCAUGCGGCAUGAUCCGCACAAACUCUUGGAAGGUUGUCUGAUUGCUGGAGUAGGGAUGAGGGCUACUGCAGCUUACAUAUACAUCAGAGGUGAGUAUGUAAAUGAACGAAAGAACCUUGAAAGGGCCAGAAAAGAGGCUUAUGAAGCUGGAUUUUUGGGCAAGAAUGCAUGUGGAUCUGGUUAUGAUUUUGAUGUUCAUAUCCACUUUGGUGCUGGUGCUUACAUUUGUGGCGAAGAAACAGCUCUAUUGGAAAGCCUUGAAGGGAAACAAGGGAAGCCAAGAUUGAAACCUCCUUUUCCUGCUAAUGCAGGWUUAUAUGGAUGUCCUACCACCGUCACAAAUGUGGAGACAGUGGCUGUUUCUCCCACCAUUUUGAGGCGUGGACCAGAAUGGUUUGCCAGUUUUGGAAGGAAGAACAACUCUGGUACAAAGUUGUUUUGUAUAUCAGGACAUGUGAAUAAGCCUUGCACUGUUGAAGAGGAAAUGAGUAUUUCACUGAAAGAACUAAUUGAAAGGCACUGUGGAGGGGUUAGAGGUGGAUGGGACAACUUGCUUGCUGUAAUUCCUGGAGGUUCUUCCGUUCCGUUGCUUCCCAAGCACAUUUGUGAUGAUGUGCUUAUGGAUUAUGAUGCACUAAAGGCUGUUCAGUCUGGAUUGGGCACUGCAGCUGUAAUUGUCAUGGAUAAAUCGACUGAUGUUGUCGAUGCUAUUGCUAGGCUCUCUUAUUUUUACAAGCAUGAAAGCUGUGGACAGUGCACUCCCUGCAGAGAAGGUACAGGAUGGCUGUGGAUGAUAAUGGAAAGAAUGAAAGUUGGAAAUGCAAAGCUGGAAGAGAUCGACAUGCUACAAGAGGUUACCAAGCAGAUUGAAGGGCACACCAUUUGUGCCCUUGGUGAUGCUGCGGCUUGGCCUGUGCAGGGUCUUAUAAGGCAUUUUAGGCCUGAGCUUGAAAGAAGGAUCAGAGAACGUGCAGAACGGGAGUUGAUCGAGGCUGCUGCAUAGGUAUUCUCAUUCAGGAGAGUGGAUGAUGUUAGAAGCCAUUUAAAAUUUCACAGCUGACUUGCAAUGGAGUGUACUUCUUUAUCUCAUCUACAUCAAAUUACAGAACGUGACUUCUUUCUUGUUCUUCAUAUAUUGGAAAGCAGGUGAAUUCAUUACGCAGCUUUCCAACUUGGAAAUGCCUAUUGUAGUCAUCAUCACUGAUAAAAUGUCUCUAGAUUUUUUUUCUCUUGUUUUUUUCUACUAUGAUUUUGUGGGUGAAGCAAAGGGCAGACACAGAAAUUAGCGACUGAUGAACUUAAACUCUCGAUAGCUGUUGAUCACCGUCUUGUUUGAGUAAAGAGGCCGUAGAAUUUUGUUUCUCAUCUAAAACAGAAAAGCCAAACAAAAAUCAUUGGACUUUUAGUGGUUUUCUUUCCGAAGAUUUUAUCAAAUCCAAUAUGGUUAGAUGUUUUCACUUCUUCUGGGUGAUUAUUUUUUCUCUUCAGCAGUAUAUGCUGCAAUGAAGAGGGGCUCAUUUCUCUUACAAUUUCUUUAACAUUGAUGUGUAGAGGUGUGAACAUUUUUGUUUCCAUUGCUAUUCUAUUCAAGUGUCAUAU